Rubroshorea leprosula is the source of this 941-nucleotide messenger RNA. Lineage: Eukaryota; Viridiplantae; Streptophyta; Magnoliopsida; Malvales; Dipterocarpaceae. The record is from the annotation of a GenBank genome assembly.
GUUAGAAGAGAGGAAGUACCGAUAAAUCAUUAACAAAGGAAUCUUUACAAAUUCCAUAUGGCGUGGUCGUUCGCUAUUGCAGCGCUAGGGAACGCGGUAGGGGCACUGACAACCGCAACGAUAGACAAAUUGGUGAGAAAAAUAAUUGGCCCAAUUAUCGAUGAAUUUAAAUAUGAUGAUAAUACCGAGAAGAAGUACGAAAUUCGGAACCUUAUUUUGGUGAUAGUGACGCUUAUUGCGGGGGUGACUUUCCAGGCAGGGAUCAAUCCACCAGGCGGGUUAUGGCAGGAUAAUCAGAAAGAACAAGUCGCUGGAACCGCCAUUUUUGCAUAUCGGAAACAAGCAGCCUUCUAUGUUUUCUUGGUCUUUAACACCUUGGCUUUUACAACGUCAGCUUUUACCAUUUUCUGUUUCACCCAGGGUUUCCCAUUCAGUCCUGAAAUACGACUGGCUGUUGUUUCUGUCGUAGUGACUUAUGCAUGUGCAGUUUCUGCCAUUAUUCCACCUGAAUCGGCAAAUCUUGCUUACGUCUUGCUCGUGGCUCUUCUACCUAUUGUGGUACUGUCUUGGAUCCGCCGGCGCGUUCGUGGAGAGUAAGCAAACGAGGGAAUGUUUUGAGAAACGAUGCAACAGAUGACAUGGUGUAGAGAUUCUAUAAGGACAAAUCUCGGCAACUCUUAGCAAGCCUCGUGAUUAAAAUCAUCUCGGAAUGCUGCUACCUGUAGUAGAUGGCUUCAAAGGAACAAAAGGCUUUGCAAUACUCUUGCUUUCCUAGAAGACGUGCUGAGAGAAGCUAUUAUUUUGUUGUAAAUUGUAAAAUAUUAGAAGUCUUUUUAGCUCUAGUAUGCACAGACUGCAAUGCUUGUGUUUGAGUAUUCUUAAGUAGGAUCUGCUAUGUUUCUGUAUUCUCCUUGGCUGUGUGUAGAGUCAUCUGUAAUACU